AUGGCGAAAUCCAAGAAGGGCAACUCGCCGAAGAGUAAGGGAUCCAAGGGGAAGUCGCCCAAAAUCAAGGGUUCCAAGAAAGGCAAGGGAUCCAAGAGUUCGAAUGGAGGGCCCCAAGUGGACGCUGCAAUACAGACAGAACCAACCUGUGUCUGCUAUCUUUGCUCGCGUGAAUUCAAGGACUAUGCCACUGUUCAGGCUCAUCUCCUACUAAUGAACCACUUCCCACCGAAUGACGUUAUCAGCCAGCAAUGUCGGGCCUGCAGAAGGGUCAUUCAUAUAAAGUUCGUCGAGAAACAUGGUUGUUGUGAACAGAAAGCCAAUUUCAUUCGAUAUAUCCAACACGAGUCCGUCCUAAAACUGGGCCCACCCUACCGGUGUCUGCUCUGUCGAAGCCGACCCUUUGCUUCACGAAUUGACCUCUCCAUCCACAUCAUUGCCUACCAUCGGCCAAAUCGAGAUCCUGGUUGCUGUGGUCUGUGUAAGUUCACUUUCCAGGAACCACCACCGCCUCCACCGGCGAAAGUUCCAACUCCUCCAGCAGGUGCUGAUGCGGCCACUAUGAUUAAGUACCAGAAGGAACUACAACUGGCGGAGGAAGAACGUAUGUGCGCCUUCGAGAACGCGGAGAUACCACCUGGUCUGUUGGCUUUAGACCAACACAUCAUGGAGGAUCACUCGGCGGCAUAUACCCUCCUUGCUCGUCGAGCCCUUCUUACCAAGUUCCACUUACGAGCAGCUUAUUCCUGUUGUCUCUGCGAUCAGAUCUUCCCGAACAAUGUGGACUUUCAGGCUCACAUACUCUGUCGACAUGCGGUUGAUCAGCCUAUCAAGUAUGAUCAUCGCAUCUGCACCAUCUGCAAAGCAGCAUUCAUGUCAGAGAAGGCCUUUAACAUACACGUGGUAACUGGCCAUCUGCAUCAAAUCAAUUACCUGGCUAAUUUGUGGAUCCGCCGUGAGGUUAUGGUCAAUUCAACUGAUUGUGGCCAGACUUGUGGUACUUGCUGGCAAGUUUUUCGCAAUGACUGGUACCUUCAAGCGCACAUAAUAGCAGCACAUACGACUUCCGAUCCCCAGGUAUGCGGCUGGUGCCGUCAAGACUUUACGGGGUGCACUGACCCUAUAUUUGGCUUUGGGGCCUUCCAGCGGCACGAGGCCAACCAUGGACGUUACAUGCAGGAGCGGGCAAUUGAACUGAAACUCUGUUUUGAUCCGCUGCCGGAGAUACUGUCCGAGGACUUCUCCGACGAAGCGAUGGCCGCAGCGUUGGAGAAGAAAGCCGAGGGAAGUAAAUCGCCGAAAAGCAAAUCCAAAGGCAAGUCAAAGGGAAAAUCGAACAAGAGCAAGUCCUCUCCUAAGAAAAAGAAGAAAUAA
Molecule: messenger RNA, 1374 nt
Organism: Dibothriocephalus latus
Lineage: Eukaryota; Metazoa; Platyhelminthes; Cestoda; Diphyllobothriidea; Diphyllobothriidae
Source: the annotation of a GenBank genome assembly